CUUUCCUUUCUAAAAUCUACCAUGAAGUUGAUGAUUGUCGACGCAUUUACUGAAAAAGCCUUUGGGGGCAAUCCAGCAGCCGUUUGCUUAGUAGAAAGAGAAGAAUUGAGUGAAGAAUUAAUGCAGAAAAUAGCCCAAGAGAUGAACUUGUCGGAAACUGCCUUUGUCUUCGGAAACGAUUUCGAUGGACAAGAUCAGUUUGAUUUACGUUGGUUUACGCCCAAAAUGGAAGUUGACUUGUGUGGUCACGCUACAUUAGCAACAACAGCUGCAUUACUACACGGCAUCGGUAAUAAGAAUAAAAAACUUACUUUUAAGACAAGAAGUGGCCCUUUAACUGCUAUAUACGAUGGAGAAUACUUCCAUAUUAAUUUACCAUUAAAUCCCCCUGUUGAAGAAGACCCCUCAAAGUAUCAAACAUUAUUAGAGGCAGCCCUACCCCCUGAUCUUUUAAAAACAAUUCAUUCAACACAUUUUUCUAGUAAAACGGGUAAACUGUUGGUUCGUUUAGCUGACAAUAUUGAUAGCGAGCGCCUGCGCAACUUGAAAGUUGACACUGUUAAAGUUGAAGGUAGCGACCAAACUGGCCAAGUUUCCGGCUUAAUUAUAACGCUACUUUCUUCCGGCAAUCCAUACGAUUUUAUUUCACGUUACUUUGCUCCCUGGAAAGGUAUACCAGAAGAUCCAGUAACGGGAGCGGCUCACACUGUACUAGCAUCCUAUUGGAGUAGAGAAUUGAAAACAGAUCGACUUAAAGCCAGACAGUCGUCACCCAGGGGAGGCGAUUUAUUGCUUGCCAUUGAGCCCAAUGGACGCUUGGACGUCGCCGGUAAAGCCGCCAUCGUUCUCAAAGGAACUAUCGACGUUUGA
Molecule: messenger RNA, 870 nt
Organism: Dimorphilus gyrociliatus
Lineage: Eukaryota; Metazoa; Annelida; Polychaeta; Dinophilidae
Source: the annotation of a GenBank genome assembly